Gryllus bimaculatus (two-spotted cricket) is the source of this 399-nucleotide messenger RNA. The record is from the annotation of a GenBank genome assembly. NCBI's taxonomy places the organism in Eukaryota, Metazoa, Arthropoda, Insecta, Orthoptera, Gryllidae.
UAAUGGUGGAUGAAAGCGGACUCCGUCGCAGAGAGUGGGCGAGGGAAGGGCGGCAGCAGCGGCGGCUGAGGGUACAAAACCCGCGCGACGGGCGUCGCCAGGACAUUCGGCUCCCAAUGGCGCUUCUGCACCAGUCGCUGGUGCCGGCGUUGACGCCGCUCCUGGCGUUGGUGCUGGUGGCGGCGCGCGCGCCACAAGUGGUAGCCGAACUCCAGGCCCUAGAGGUGGGGGCGGAGCCUUUUUACGAGGAUCUGCGUCCGAAUGAGCUGACAGCUUUCUUGGCGACGCUGCUUCGUCAGGCCGCUCGCCGCAAUCUCUCCGUGCGCUUUGGCUUGAGUCGCCGAUGAACUGCUGGUGAGCCGUUGGAAAUGCACAAGUGAAAUGCAGGACUCAAACUAG